Molecule: messenger RNA, 1530 nt
Organism: Exophiala bonariae
Lineage: Eukaryota; Fungi; Ascomycota; Eurotiomycetes; Chaetothyriales; Herpotrichiellaceae
Exons: 6
Coding region: 1-1530 (509 amino acids)
Biological process (GO): carbohydrate transport; transmembrane transport
Cellular component (GO): membrane
Molecular function (GO): carbohydrate:proton symporter activity
Source: RefSeq, a predicted model, not a curated record
AUGACGAAGAUCACCAAGCCUACCACUGGUGAGACAGGAGCGGCAGAACCUAUCCUCACUCGGAUUGUCAGAGAGGACAAGAUUGUGAAAGAUUUCGAUAAUCCACAAGGAUCCUUGAAGGGAAUCAUUGGUGCAGCAUAUUCUCUUGGAGCUAUCUUAUCUCUUCCUUUCGUGCCCAUCGCCAAUGAACGAUUUGGAAGACGAUGGGCCAUAGCGCUCGGAUCCGUCAUCAUGUUGAUUGGUGCUAUCAUCCAAGGAUGCGCCCAAAGUGUUGGCAUGUAUAUUGCUGCACGGCUAAUCCUUGGAUUCGGUAUACCAAUGUGCAUUGUAGCUGGAUCAUCCUUGAUAGGUGAACUGGGUUACCCCAAGGAACGUCCAGUUCUUACAUCCCUCUUCAAUGUCUCUUAUUUCGUUGGGCAAAUUACUGCGGCUGGCAUCACUUUCGGUACUAACAGCAUUGCUUCCAACUGGGGCUGGAGAAUUCCCUCUUUACUCCAGAUGGCACCGUCUCUCCUUCAGCUUUCCUUCGUCUUCUUCCUACCGGAAAGUCCUCGCUGGCUCGUUUCCAAAGACCGCAGCGAGGAGGCCUUUGAGAUCCUGACCAAAUACCACGCGGAGGGGGACCGAGACUCAGAAUUUGUUCGGGCAGAAAUGGCCCAGAUCCAAACGACCAUCCACCUUGAGAUGGAAAACUCUCGCAAGUCAUGGUUUGAUCUGUUCGCGACCGCUGGAAUGCGUCGUCGUGCUCUGGUAUCUACCUUCCUUGGUCUCUUCACCCAAUGGUCUGGCAAUACUUUGAUCUCGUACUACUUGGGUGACCUUCUCGCCAUGAUUGGCCAUACCGACUCGGUGUUCAAGCAGAAGAUCAACCUUGGUAACUCCUGCUGGAGUCUCGUGUGUGGUGUGACUGCUUCUCUUCUAGUUACUAGGUUCAGACGACGAACUAUGUAUCUGGCUUGCACGAUCAGUCUUUUGCUCGUCUACAUUUCGUGGACCAUCUCCAUGCAACAGGCAAUGCAGGCUAAAGCCGAAAAGCGCAAGAACGGAUCUGCCGGUAUCGCCACUAUCUUUUUCAUUUUCCUCUAUUCCCCAGCCUAUAAUCUCGGCUACAACGCCCUGACAUAUACCUACAUGGUCGAAAUCUGGCCAUACGCCGAGCGAUCCCGCGGCCUCGCCCUCUUCCAAUUCUUCGGACGCAUGGCGAAUUUCUUCACCACGUUCGUCAACCCGAUCGGCCUGGACAACAUCGGCUGGAAAUGGCUCAUCACGUAUUGCUGCUGGCUAGCCUUUGAAAUCGUGUUUGUGUGGUUCUUCUUCCCCGAGACCUCGAACCGCACUCUCGAGGAGCUUGCUUUCUUGUUUGAGGACAAGGCUCUUGCCGAGCAGGCCGUCAUGGCCGUUGAGAAAGUCAUCCACGAUGACGAUGUCGACGCGGUCACUUUGGAUACCAAGCGUGCUCAAGGCGGCCAGACGGAGCUCGUUGAAGAAAUUCCGGAUCACGGCACGACUCAAGCUCCGAGUAAAGUGUGA